Miscanthus lutarioriparius is the source of this 1005-nucleotide messenger RNA. NCBI's taxonomy places the organism in Eukaryota, Viridiplantae, Streptophyta, Magnoliopsida, Poales, Poaceae. The record is from the annotation of a GenBank genome assembly.
AUGGCCAGCGGCGUCAGCGAUGGCAGCGGGAAGAGCCUGACGCAUUGGCUGCGGGAGAACGGGUUCGACGACGACGCCGUGGCGCGCAUGUCCAGGCGGUGCAGGAACCUGCACAGCCUCGACGCCGGCGAGGCCUCGGGCGUCUGGGACUACCUCCUGACGUGCGUCAAUAUGGAGCGCCGGAAGCUGCGGCACGUGGUGGCCAAGUGCCCCAAGGUGCUGACCCUGUCCGUGGACGGCAAGCUCGUGCCCACGGUGCAGUGCCUCGCCACGCUGCAGGCCAGGCCCGGGGAGAUGGCGCAGGCCAUCGCCAAGUUCCCCCAGAUACUGUUCCACAGCGUCGAGGAGAAGCUCUGCCCGCUCCUCGCCUUCUUCCAGACGCUCGGCGUCUCCGAGAAGCAGCUCGCCAAACUGCUCAUGGUCAACCCGCGCCUCAUCAGCUACAGCAUCGAGGCCAAGUUCUCGCAGACCGUCGACUUCCUUGUCAGCCUCGGCAUCGACAAGGAAGGCAUGAUCGGCAAGAUCCUCACCAAGGAGCCGUAUAUCAUGGGGUACAGUGUCGACAAGCGGCUGCGUCCCACUGCCGAGUUCCUCAAGUUGGCAGUCGGGCUACAGGGGGCAGAUCUCAAAAGGGUGAUCAUGAGCUUCCCGGAUAUAUUGUCGCGAGAUGUGGAUAAGAUUCUGUGGCCCAAUUUAGCGUUCCUGCAGAGCUGUGGAUUCAGCAGGAAUCAGGUUACGGCAUUGGUAGCUGGAUACCCUCCUGUUCUCAUCAAGAGCAUCAAACAUUGCCUGGAGCCAAGGAUGAAGUUCCUGGUCGAGGAAAUGGGACGGGACAUGGGCGAGGUGGUAGAUUAUCCCCAGUUCUUUCGCCAUGGCCUCAAGAGGAGCCUGGAGUACCGUCACAAGGUGCUCAAGCAGAUGAACUCGAGUUGCAGUCUCAGCGAGAUGCUAGACUGUAACCAGAAGAAGUUUGCCAUGAAAUUCGGUUUGGUUACUGCAGUUUAG